AUGAGUUCAUUUUCGAGCCAUUUCUGUUCAGUCGCCUUCCCUGCUGUCUUGAUCCUGGAGCUCAUGAUCACGAGCUUCGCUUCUUGUAGCCCUCCGGGGAAUGAGACCGAUAAAAUUGCUCUGCAAGAGUUCAGGUCCCUCUUAACAGAUGAUUCUGCAGGAACCUUGGCCUCCUGGAAUGAUUCCCUCCAUUUCUGCCGAUGGACUGGAGUCACUUGUGGUCUGAGACACCAACGAGUCACCGCCUUGAACCUAGAUGGACGAGCUCUGGCUGGGACCGUGUCCCCUUAUAUCGGAAACCUUUCGUUCCUCCGAUACCUGAACCUCGCAAACAACUCUUUCCAUGGUUUCAUUCCUCCUGAAAUCGGGCGCUUGUUCAGGCUUAAAAACCUGAUCUUGAGCCACAACACCUUAGGAGGUGGAAUUCCUAGAAAUCUCUCCCUGUGUCUUAGCCUCGUGACUCUCGAGCUCGACUAUAAUCGUCUCCACAAUCCCAUUCCUUCCGAAUUUGGGUCACUGUCGAAACUCCAGAAGCUCUCCCUUCCGAACAACAAUCUCAUGGGACCAAUCCCCGCUUCCAUCGGAAACCUUUCCAACCUCGAAGAGCUUAAUCUAUGGAGCAACAACCUGACAGGAGGAGUUCCCAUUUCUAUAAGCCAAACAAGGCUUAAAAUUUUCGAGGCUGGUGAAAACCAGCUGAUAGGUGGCUUCCCCUCUGCUCUUUACAACUUGUCAUCCCUCAAUACCGUUAUUUUGACCCAAAGCCAGUUCUCUGGUAGUAUCAGAAGAGACAUAGGCCUUCUGCUUCCAAAUCUGCAAAUUUUAUAUCUGGGAUCUAAUCAGUUCACAGGUCCCAUUCCCGAUUCACUCUCCAACGUCACGAACUUAGCAGAAAUUGAUAUCCUCAGCAAUAACUUCACCGGACGUGUCCCGGCCAGCUUCGGAGGACUUCAAAACUUGAGCUGGCUCAACCUUGGCUUUAAUUUUCUCAGAAGCAGUGCAACCGACGGUCUAAGUUUCCUUGCUGAUUUGGCCAACUGCAGCAACCUCGAAAUGCUGGAUUUAGAAUAUAACCAGUUCGAAGGCGAGCUGCCUGUUUCUGUUGGUAACUUCUCAUCCCAACUCAAUCAGCUACUACUGUCAGGAAACAGAAUUCGUGGUAGAAUUCCUGAAGUAAUUGCAAACCUCUUUAGUCUAUAUCUAUUAGCUAUGGACGAUAACAUGAUAACAGGCAAUAUUCCAAUGUCUAUUGGGAGGCUAUCGAACUUGCAAUCUCUGAGUUUGGGCCAAAACAAGUUGACUGGACACAUACCUUCGACCAUGGGUAACAUCACCGGUCUGGUAAGGCUAUACUUGUACAACAACAGCUUAGAAGGAAGCAUACCUUUGACCCUCGGCGACUGCAAGUCCCUGCAAGAUCUACGCCUUUGUCAUAACAAAUUUACCGGGACCAUUCCUAGCCACAUGAUCAGACCGUCCUCCCUCAUAAUACUUUUGAAUGUAUCUCACAACUCUUUGUCUGGGCCCCUGCCACCCGAUGUUGGAAACUUAAAGAACCUCAUUUCUCUUGACGUUUCAUACAAUCAAAUUUCAGGUGAGAUUCCUACAACUCUGGGCAAUUGUUUGGGAUUUGAAGAGCUGUAUAUGCAGUCGAACCAUUUUCGAGGACCCAUUCCUCAGCUCGAGGGGUUAAAAGGCAUCCGUUUUCUCGACCUUUCCAAUAACAACCUGUCAGGGCAAAUCCCAGAGUUUUUGGUUAACUUGUCGUCGUCGCUGCAAUUCUUGAAUCUGUCUCUCAACAAUCUUGAAGGCGAAGUACCUGUACGUGGGAUAUUUGGAAACACUAGUGCCUUUGAAGUUGACGGCAACCGAGAGAUAUGUGGGGGCAUACCUGAACUGCGUUUGCCUUCAUGUCCAGCAAAAUCGUUCCCGAGAUCGAUAAAGCAUAGACCUUCGAAGUGGGUGGUGGACAUAAUCAUUUGUGCUUCUUGUGCAGUGGCAUUACUGUCCUUAAUAUCUCUUUUCUGGUUGAGAAACGCGAAGAAGGAACAUCUGACUACCUGCUCCUUCGGCCAUUUUCACGAGAGAAUUUCCUAUGAUGCUCUAUUCAAAGCUACCGACGGAUUCUGUUCAAGCAAAUUGGUUGGUUCAGGUAAUCUUUAUAUGUAG
This is a messenger RNA of Eucalyptus grandis, 2169 nucleotides long. Its product is annotated as putative receptor-like protein kinase At3g47110. Gene Ontology annotation, cellular component: plasma membrane. Gene Ontology annotation, biological process: hormone-mediated signaling pathway. Lineage: Eukaryota; Viridiplantae; Streptophyta; Magnoliopsida; Myrtales; Myrtaceae. The record is from RefSeq and is a predicted model, not a curated record. The transcript has a single exon. The coding region runs from base 1 to 2169 and encodes 722 amino acids. Gene Ontology annotation, molecular function: protein binding.